CUACGGUACUCAAACCUUUUCAGUGUGGAAAAAACCCCUGUGUGUGUGUGUGUGUGUGUGCGUGCGUGUGUGUGUGUGUGAGAUAGAGAGAGGUGGGAAAGCUUUCACGCUUGCCAGAGGAGUUCCUGCAUAAAAACAUGAAUUUCAACGAGUUUGCUUUAAACAAGUGAGAUAUAGAUUUGCGUAAUUUUUUUAAUGCAUGAAACCAAAGAAACCCCAAACGCUGACGUCAGUGUGACAGUGGAGGAGUUUUAUUAAGUGCUAUGGACACUUAAGCAUCGGAUUUGCUCAUUUCUGAUCUGACACAUUAUCCAAAAUUAUAGCACAGCGCUGCUGAAUUCUCAAAUCUGAUUGGCUGGAAGGUGUUGAUUCAUUUUUUUUAAAUUACAGCAGCUCUGACAAUAAUGCCUGCUUCAAUUCGAAUCACAGGUUUCUAUUAAUGUGCUCAUUCUAAUACAUUAUCGUUUCCAUGGUAACCACUUGUACGGGGACGUGUAUAGUGGACACUCCACAUAAACUGAGACUAAUAAUAAAUGGGUUUAAAAAUGUGUUAUUUAACAAAGAAACACCUGUUAUCAUUGAUGUGGGGAAGUUUCAAGAUGUUUUUUUAACAUUUAUGGAAGGAGUCUCCAGUGUCAGUGCUUUGUAACAUCAGUAAAUUUUCCGCCAUAUGAUUUUUGGGCUCUUUUCUUUUCUUUUCUGAUUCCAGUUUCUUUUCUCAGUAACAUGACAUGCUGUGUUUUUACAUCUUAUAUAUUCAAGAUGGAGGAUUAAAAAGAGAGGCUGGUGAGGGAACGAGUUUAAUGUUCAUAGCUGCUAUGACGUAACUGAUAAUAGCGACUAACUUGUCUCGCAGAUGUUCCAUCAGAUCCACGGCAACGAAUCAAAAGACGGACAUUAAGUAGCUGUUCAUUAAGUAAUACAUGUAGUCGCUGAUUCCUGUGGUAUAAGAAGAAUAAAACACUGCAGGACGCACUUCAUAUCAGUUCACAUCCCACCGGCCAAUCAUUCAUCACUUUCAAUAUACAGUAUAACAGAACUCUGUGAAGGAGAGUGUGUUCUUCACUACAGCUCUAACACACUCCUGAUGUUUCACAUAACUUUCCAACAGACGCUCUCUGUACUACUAGCACUGCAGACCAGGACCAAUAAUCACCUUGCAAUCAAAAAGUGACACUGAUUAAAGACACAAAUGUCUCUAAUCACAGUGAGACAUACGUUUGAUGCUAGCAGAGUUUAUCAAAUAGGGCGCGAAGACAACAAAAAGGAUGUAAAGCACACUAAAAAACAGAACAAGAUGGCGAAGAAGAAAGCAAAGAAGACGAUGACAAAAAACACGACGAAAAAGGUGAAGAAGGAGGCAACAAAGAAAAAGGUGAAGGAGGAGAAGAAGGAGGCAAAGACAAAGGUGAAGAGAGUGAAGAAGAAGGCAAUGAAGAAGGAGAAGAAGAAAAAGGUGAAGAAGGAGGCGAGGAAGGAGGCAACAAAGAAAAAGGUGAAGAGGGCGAAUAAGAAGGUAGUGAAGAAGGAGGUGAGGAAGCAGGUGAAGAAAGAGGCAAAGAAGAAGGUGAAGAAGACGACAAAGAAGAAGACGAAGAUGAAGAAGACAAGAAGAAGAAGGAGAAGGCUAGCCAAAGACUCACUGCCCUUAAGUUGUGGUUUUGUUAAUUAAGUGUUCAUCAUCAUUAAGUGCUAAUUUUUUAUCUCACUUCCCUUUUCUCCUGUCCAUGGAAGCUGAUCUUUUUGAAAACAUGCCAGCGUAAUUUUGGAUACUGUAUCUUUUAAUAUAUUUGCAUUUCUGGUUUUUGUGGAUUCUCGGAUGUUUUUUGACGACUUUUAUUGAGUUGAAUGCUGAAAAAUAGCGUACUGGUAUCAGGGCCGAUGCCUGUCUGAAAUGCCAGAUCAGAUAUUUUCAUAUGAACACAGACAUAAGCUUUAAAGCGAUAUUAGAGUUUACACCAAUCCCAUUAAAAAAAUAAAUAAAUAAAUAAAAAAUUCAAUACCAAAGCUCUGAGUAUCUCCCAAUACCUGACACUGACAUUGUCAUAUACUGACAUUGCUACGUGAGUCAAUCUGAGGCUACGUUUACACGACAACGAUGUAGUCAAAAACGGAAAAGUUUUUCUCGUGCGUUUUCAAAAAGUUUCACGUAUACACGACAACGUGUUCAAAACGAUUUGCGUUUACACAUAUCCGCGAUAACGGCCAAAAACGCUGUAUUACGUAUUCCGGGCCAGUAGUUGGCGCUGUCACCUUGUUAGUAAACACUAAAAUCACCACACAGACAGCAAACUCUUGAGCAGCAGCAACACUACCAUGUACUCCGCCAUUGUUGUGUAUGUUUGUUCGCGCUUGCCUUUACAAUAGACACGUACUGCGCAUGUCUACAUACCUAACAUGUACUACGCACGCGCAUGACGUCACCGUUUUCAAAGAUUCCCGUAUUGGGUGUUUACAUGGAGACGAUAACGGCAGCGUUUUCAAAAACUUCAGUCCCCAAAACGCCGUUGUCGUGUAAACAAACAGGCAAAACACAUAAAAUGUUUCCCGUUUUUGACUGAAAACGUGUAAACAGCCCCCGAGUCAGCAAGUUCCUUUUUUAAAGGUUGUUUUCACACUUGAUUGUUUUUUCUUCAUAUGCGUCCAGAGUUCAGUAGGUUUGGUGAAGUGAGAAAGAUGUUUUCGAGUCUGGGAGCAGAUCAGAGAACCAAUCUCUGUUCCUCUCACGGUCUGCAUCAGCUGUGUGUAACAGGAUUGGUUCAACACGUCAGGUUACUUCCUGUUUCUACUUUCAUGAUGCUGGAAAAAGAGUUAUUACGGUUACUGAUGUAUAAAUAUCAGACUUUUGCAGGAUGGACAACUGUAUUUUGCUCACUGUAUUUUGUGGAACGAGUGCUUGCACUCAGAGUACUGGCAAAAAAAAAAAAAAAACAGGAAAGAAAAGCAUUUUGCAAACCUGUGUGUGUGAUGUAUGAAAUUGCACAAAUGGUCCAUGAGUCAGAAGAAGUCUUCAGCGUGAAAGCAUUGAGAUUAUGAGCCCCUCCCACAAACAAGCCCAGUGUGUGUAAACGCACUAAGUUGUGAAGAAUGUCAAUGGUGUUUUUUUUUCUUAUUUUAAAAUAAUCGCUGAAUAAUUGCGAUUUUAAUGCCUCACACACACAAAAACACACUCAUUUUAGCCUUUAUCACACUCCCAGAAAAAAUAAAUAAAUAAAUAAACUGUACCUUGUCACUGGGGUGCUAAACUCAAGCUUUUGCAGCUUUACUGGUUAUCUUUCACACGGUAAUGUGAAUGUAGUUUACGCUUAAAUAAACGAUUUAACGUACAUAAUUGGACCUUAAGGACCACGCCUUUAAUUUUCUUUUAGAAUAAUACUUUAAAAGGUACACUACAUGCACUGUUCCAGGUUAAAGAUACACACUACAGGUACAGGUGCAUUUUAUCUGAGUGUGCAUGCAGCUCUACUGUGGAAAUGAUAUUUUCCACGGAUUUUAGCUAGUAAUUAAGUCAUCAUUCACCUCCGUUUCCAAGAAGUAAUCACUUAAAUGAAUGCCAUGCUGAAUAGGGUUCGCUAGGGUUUUAGAAACAAUCGUGCCAUAAUUCAGUCAAAAAUAGAGGACCUCUCUGCUUUGAUAAUGUUAACCGUUUUAAGGAGCAGACAUGUGCACUGAGAUUUCAAAAUACAGAAAUACAGCUCCCUGCCGUUUGUCAUUUUGUUCUGUGAAUACAUAAGGAGGAAGAGUGAAAGGAAGGGAGGGGGAGAGGAGAAAUGGGAGGUCUGCAUGUGUCUCAGUUUGUGUGUGUGCGUGUGUGUGUGCGUGUGUGUGUGUGUGUGUGUGUGUGUGUGUGUGUGUGUGUGUGUGUGUGUGUGUUUGUUUAGUGCUGAUGGGGACCGCGGGGGAUUAACCUCCCAUCCUGCUGGGGGUUUUGUAGUACGGUCACAGGGCAGCAGUGUUAAUUCAACCAGCCUUAAUAAUGUCCUCCGGCACUGCCCUCAGCCCUCCCCCUACAACACACACACACACACACACACACACUCCCCCUACACACCCAGAGUAAUGAGCCUCGGCUGUGUGUGUGUGUUUGUGUGUGUGUGUGUGUGUGUGUGAGACUGUGUCGUGUGCUUGUGUAUGUCUUGGAAAGACAAAAGAGCAAGCAAAACCCCCUCAGUGUACAUGCUGAGGAGGUAUGAUGAAGAAAAACAGCUGGAGGGAGGGGGAUAAAUGUGUGUAGGCUGAGCGCUACAGUCGAUGAAGCUUUUUGCACACAGCUGGAUAGGUGUAAGUGUGUGUGCGUGUGUGUUUACGCACAUUGAUGUGAGUGUAGGUGUGUGAUUGCACAUAGUCUUUCCUCUCCACAUGUCUCCUUCCAUCUUCCAUCUCUCAUCCUGUUGCAACACUGAAGCUACACUUUAUGAAUGAUUUACAAAAACCUUUGCGUAUGCUUUAUGAUCGAUAGAUUAAAAGGUGGAAAAAAAAUAGCCAAAAAUACUGGAUUGGGAUCCUUGAAGAUAUCCAUACAAUACACCGAUACACAGUGA
This is a messenger RNA of Pangasianodon hypophthalmus (striped catfish), 4541 nucleotides long. RefSeq names its product nucleolar protein 58-like. The transcript has 2 exons. NCBI's taxonomy places the organism in Eukaryota, Metazoa, Chordata, Actinopteri, Siluriformes, Pangasiidae. The record is from RefSeq and is a predicted model, not a curated record. Bases 1193 to 1672 code for a protein of 159 amino acids.